Macrobrachium nipponense is the source of this 4002-nucleotide messenger RNA. RefSeq names its product diacylglycerol kinase eta-like. Gene Ontology annotation, molecular function: ATP-dependent diacylglycerol kinase activity. Bases 1564 to 4002 code for a protein of 812 amino acids. The record is from RefSeq and is a predicted model, not a curated record. Gene Ontology annotation, biological process: lipid phosphorylation; diacylglycerol metabolic process; intracellular signal transduction. The transcript has 11 exons. NCBI's taxonomy places the organism in Eukaryota, Metazoa, Arthropoda, Malacostraca, Decapoda, Palaemonidae.
CACAAAAAUAUGAUUUCCUAACAUGGAAAGAUUAUCACAUGUAGCUAUUCCAUUUGUCUCGGGUGAAACAAGCAGAUAAAAAUGUAGUUAUUGCUGCAUUAUGAAAAAUUCGCUACAGAGAUCAGAAAAGUGGCUGGCUUUUGGGUCAUUCUGCAACCAGUUUCUGAGUCUUCAGAAUUGCUAAGGACACCUCCAAACAUUAUAAGAAUGGUGGUUAGACUUCCCUAGAGUCAUAUUCAAUAAUUCAGUGGGCCUCAGAGCCAGAUGGGAUGAAUUUAAAGUAAUGAUAUGGGAUUUAUCCUCUGUUUGUGUGGUACUUCAGUGGGGAACUUGCUUAGUACAAUGAAAAAUAGAGCAAUGGUACAUUGAUAGUUUCCUACCCAAGGAGUUUUUUCCAUACUACCAUGGCCACAUCAGAGCAUUUAGACAAAGACUGGACCUCAGUGGAUCCUCUUUCACCUUUUAUUUUAUUGAUAUGUCAUUGACAGUGAAUGCAUCUUAGCAUUAUAUUGCAUGAUCUCUUGCAGUUCCACUAUUGUUAUUGUUUCUCAGACUAUUCUACUGGUGUUCCUCGUUUUCACUGACUGGUAUGGUUUUCCACCCUCUUUUCACAUCCAAUUUUGAUUAUUGCUCUUUGGGCUAAUUUACAGAUGUUCUGUUCCUUUGUUAACUGGCAGCCCUUCUGUGUUUCAAUAUUCUAGAGGUGGCUUUCCCUGUUGUGUAUGACACUUUUGAUGCAUCUUUUAACACCCCAUAUUGACCUUGACUUUUUGCAUUUGCCUCUUUUGAGCAUAUCAAAAAACCCUAUAGGGGUUAGUGCCAUCAAUGCACCUCAUUCGGUGCAAUGUUGGCAUUACUUAAGGUUCUUUGCAGCUUCUCUUUGGCCCCUGGCUGUAACUACUUUCAUUCCUUUUACUGUACAUCCAUUCAUUUUCUCUUUCUUCCAUCUUACUGUUCACCCUCUCCUAACAAUUGUUUCAUAGUGCAACUGCGAGGUUUUCCUCCUGUAACACCUUUCAAACCUUUUACUGUCAAUUUCCAUUUCAGCGCUGAAUGGCUCUUAGUUGCCCCAGUGCUUGGCAUAAUGCCAAAUAUCUAUAUAAAUCAAAUCAAAUCAUAUAAAAAAAGUGCAGGUUUAUUCUUUGAAAUUAUAUCAGGAUGCUGUUUAGAAAUGUGUGUGUAUAAAUGAAGCUUGUACAGAAUUGGUUCUAAAAUAAGAUUUAUCUAGACAUCACAAGCUUAGAAAUAUAUUCACAUAUUAAAAUCAACAAUCAUCUCUUUAAAAAGGAAAACAGUGAAAAUGACAUUCAUGAAUUAUUUUCUGAGGGAGACCACCUUUUAGAGUUUAAAACUGCAGGGUUUUAAAGAAACAUUUUUAGCAACUAUGUAAUCAAGAAAGAUAAUACAGUAGCUUUCAUUUUCUUUCCAACUCGGAAAAUUCUUUUAGAAAUCUUUUAGUAACAGCUAUUUUUUAAUUUAUUUCAGGUUCUUUCAACUGUUGCUGCAUCAUCACGCGAGGCUUCAUGUUUGUCACCUGCUCCAGUUAAGGGAUUGUCACCAUUCAUGUCUUCUAUUACUACUAAUUUCCCACUACCGCCAGCCUCUCCAGCUCAGUUUAAUCUUGGUGUUCCUACAUCUGCCGUUUCUGGUGUUGAAAGUCAUCAACACCAGGGUUCUUUACAUACCUCAUCAUUUCUUAAAUUUCCCUCAAUAGGCUCUCCACCUAGGACACCAAAUUUAGAUGAUCCAUUUGAGCAAUUAAGAGUUAAAUAUGAGUGUAUAUCACCUCUCCCUGACAUUCGUCGAGAAAGCCAAAAUGAAUUUGAGUUUCCUCCAACCCUACCAGUUCCAAGUGAGUUUGCCGAUCUGUCCAGGAAGAAUAGCGUUCAGGAAUAUAGUAGGAAAAACAGUGUGCAGGAAAGCAGUAGAAAAAACAGUAUGCAUGAGAAAGAUUACGGAGACGGGGCUUGUAUUGCCAUAGAAGAUAUUGAAGUUCGAAUUCAGUCAUCCACAGAUAAUCUUAUGGAAGUUGGAGGUGAUGAAGAACCAUAUGCAUUUGAAGAAAAAUCAAUAUCAGAAAUAAGAGACUCUCUGGCAAGUUCUUUGAAUAAUUCUAUUGAUAUUGAUGAGGAUAUGGAAGAGCCAAAGGAAGAAGAGAGGGAGGUUGAAGGUGGUGAUGAAGAGGAAGCAGAGAUAGAAGAGGAGGAUAAAGAAAAAACUGAAACAGGUGAUAGUGACGAAACAGAUGACACUGUUAGAGAAACUCAGAGAACAGGAAAUAAAGAGGGGGGUAAUUUUGAAGAUACGACUCCUGAAGGGGAUGCAAGUGUAGCAGAAGAGACAUCUGUGAAUAGCAUGUCAGAUCAAGAUGCCAGGGAGAAAAAGCAGGAAUCCCCAGACUGGCCAUCACCAACCAGAGAACAGCCUCAUGGUGAAGAAGCGGAAUUUGAAGAAAUAAGAACACCAACUGUUCCUUUAGCUGAGGAGGAACAUUUGGAAACUUUUGACGAUGGAGAGGAAAUGGUCCCCCCUACCUCAGAACGUUACGUAGAAGGUGCAGAAGCUGGUACGGAUGAUGAAGUUGACGAGAAAGCUACAAGACGCAUCUCUACUGGUUCAACUUUUAAGAGCCCUGCUACUGACAUCUCCAAUUUGAGUGUCACUUCAUCUACUACUUCAGGGAGAGAAAAGUGCAAAGGCGGAGAUAGUGCAGCCCAAGGACCAUCCAGCCGAAAGAAUGGAAGGGGUUCUGCCGGUGGCCGAUCUUCUCGGAGACACCUUCCCAUCAUCAACCCUCUGGUGUCUCUCCCCAUGUGGCCAAACAUAGCAGCUGGUGUAGCUGCUGGUGGAUUAAUCAGCAAAGUUCUUUUGGCAAAUGCAGAUGCUUUAUGUGCUGCUGCAUCCCCAUUAAUGGACCUGGAUGAUUCUUGUUUAGAUGGUUAUGAAGAAAGAUGUACCAUGAACAACUACUUCGGAAUAGGAAUUGAUGCUAAGAUUACCUUGGACUUUCACAACAAGAGAGAAGAACACCCAGAGAAAUGUCGUUCCAGAACAAAAAACUUCAUGUGGUAUGGUGUCUUGGCUUCCAAGGAAUGGCUAUGUAAAACAUACAAAAAUCUUGAUCAACGUGUGCAGUUGGAAUGCGAUGGUGAAAGAAUCCCCUUGCCAUCACUUCAAGGCAUUGUUGUACUUAAUAUUCCUAGCUUCAUGGGUGGAACAAAUUUUUGGGGCGGCACAAAAGAAGACGACUGUUUCCUGGCUCCAAGUUUUGAUGAUAAAAUUUUAGAAGUUGUUGCAGUGUUUGGGUCUGCACAGAUGGCUGCCUCUCGCAUAAUCAACCUACAGCAUCACAGAAUUGCUCAGUGUUCUAGUAUAAAAAUAACAAUUUUAGGGGAAGCAGGUGAAGAAGGUGUACCAAUUCAGGUUGAUGGAGAAGCCUGGACGCAACCUCCUGGAAUCGUUAGGAUUGUUCACAAGAAUAGAGUUCAAAUGCUUUGUAGAAAUAGGGAUUUGGAAGUUUCCCUAAAGGCCUGGGAAGAAAAGCAGAGGAGUAUAGGAAAUCAGACAAAGCAGCCAACAUUGUUAGCAGAUGAGGAAUUGCCUAUUCUUGCAAUCCUUGCUUUGACGGUUGGAGAAGUUAUAAGUAGUGUACAGAUGGCAGCUAUAAAUACCCCAAACUUAGAAACUACUCUAACAGAUUUGGUAUCAUCAGCUCAAGUUUGUCUGGAGAAAAUCUGGAGAGAUGGCAAGGUUAUUGAAAGUCCAAAUUUGCGGAUGUUGGCAACUGAGCUGGUUACCAGCGUACGGAGUCUACACACAGAAAUAAUUACUAUAUUAAAGGAUGAGUCUUUAGCUUUGAACCAGACUGUAAUAGAGAGUCUAAGGGAGGCUGUAACCCAAUUAGAUGGUACAUUGAAACAUGCACAUGAGAAAGAUCACUUGAUGCACUUUUGUUCUGAAGAGGAGGUGAGGCCACUUUUCACCUUUUUUAAUUCAAAUUAA